Messenger RNA from Dipodomys spectabilis (banner-tailed kangaroo rat), 724 nucleotides. Its product is annotated as vacuolar ATPase assembly integral membrane protein VMA21-like. Lineage: Eukaryota; Metazoa; Chordata; Mammalia; Rodentia; Heteromyidae. The record is from RefSeq and is a predicted model, not a curated record. Gene Ontology annotation, biological process: vacuolar proton-transporting V-type ATPase complex assembly. The coding region runs from base 278 to 583 and encodes 101 amino acids. Gene Ontology annotation, cellular component: endoplasmic reticulum membrane. The transcript has 2 exons.
GAAAGAGAAAGACAGACGAGCUAAGGAACAACGCCCCGGCUCUGAGUUCAAGCUCCCAGGACCAGCCCCGCCCCCGGCAUCUUACGUCAUCCCUCCGCGCCGCGCGGAAAGCAGGAGCACUUCCGGCCCGGACCCAGCCUGUUUGGCCCGGAGACUUGUACCAAAGUUCCGCCGCGAGGGUCCGGCAAAAAGCCUCGAGCACUUCCGGCGCAUCGGGUCCGGACCGGACGCGCUCCGCGGCUCUGCCGGCCGGCGCUCCCCACGCCUCGGCCACAGCAUGGAGCGCGUGGACAAAGUGACGCUGAACGCCCUGCAGCCACCCGCGUUCGGGAACGAAGACGUCUUCCCGUCCAGCCUGAAGACGCUCCUGGUCUUCACCGCGUUGAUCAUCACGGUUCCCAUCGGCCUGUACUUCGCGACCACCUCCUGCGUGUUCCGAGGCGCCCUCGGGAUGUCCAACAGAGACAGUGAUUUUUAUGCUGCCAUCGUCGCGGUGGUGGCGGUUCACAUCGUGCUGGCGCGGUUUGUGUAUGUAGCCUGGAACGAAGGCUCACAGAAGCAGCACGAAGGCAAACAGGACUAAAUGACUUUGAAAAAGCCAAGGAAAUCUUAACAAAGAUGAAAUACUUUUCUAAUGUAGAAGAAAAGGUCAAGUUAAAGAAGAUUCCCCUCUAGUUGCCGUUGUAAUUGUUAAAAAAUAAACGUGUAUUUCUUUUUGACUUCU